AUGUUUACUAACAACAUUACUCGUUCAUCUUUGUAUCAGUUAUGAUAUUCAUAUGGGCCAUGUUCUCAGGGAUAUAAUUUCAUACCAAUAGCAUUUGGCAUUAUGUUAUACAUUAUUUAUAUUAUGGAAUGCUGGCAUAAUCGUAUUAAAAUUAGCAAAAUUAAAAAGGUGAAUUAUAUUGAAGCAAUGGAAUAUAUUCAAAAAAUGCGAAAUGCUCCACCAAUUGUUUGGUGGCGAAGUAUUUGUUAUCAUUACGUAAGGCGAACAAGACAUGUUACCAGGUAUAGAAAUGGCGAUGCAAUCUCAGCAUUACAAACUUUUUACGAGCGGAUUAAUUCACAUACUGCUGGCAGCAUUUUUAUAUAUGAUUCAUGUGGUGUUAAGGAUGUAUCAAAAUCAUUGAUUGAUUUGGAGCGUUAUCCAAUUACACGUAUCAAUAUCACUAAAGGAUUCAUUUUUGCCUGUAUGCAAGCAGCUAAUGAAUUUGAAGAUCAACGUUCACGCUUUUUUAUCGAAAAUGAAAUUCUUGAUGAUUAUAUGGAAGUACGUGAAGGACUUGAUUUUGCCGGCAUACAAUUCAUUGAAUCAUUAAUUGUUUAUUCAUCACAGUCUAACAAGCGUCCUUGGUAUUUAACUUCAACCGCAUUUUGGAUUUUGAGCAUUGUUUUACUUAGUUGGCCACUAAGAUUUAUUUGUGAUCUGCGUACCGCUCAUGUCAACUAUCAGAUUUCUAAAUUAUUUGGUACAAAUUAUUUAAGUCCAUCAAGUGUUAAUUACACUGGUAUGAUAACUCAUGGAUCUAUGGCUGAUAACGGUGAAUUUGAAUCGACAAUACAAAAUGAUAACUAUCUUGUUGUGCCAAGCUAUAGUGAAGCUAUGCUUAUGGAACCAACCAAUCAGAAUGUCCUUCCCAAUGGUCAUUUCCGAAAUCGGAAUCAUGUUGCAACAACAUGUAGUGAAAAUGUUUUAAUUAUGAAUUAUGGUGCUGUUCGGAGUUCACCAAAACGCUUUUGGCAAAAUGAGCCCAGGCGAUCACCAAUCCGGCGUAAUUUCGCCGAUCAUAUUCCUUUCCAAAGUCGCUCUCUGAGUUUGAUGUUCAAUAAUUACAAAACUUUCAAAUCUGCAAAUUUCAGAGUAAUUGGUCGAUCAGAUCCAUUGAUUGUAACUACACCAUCAUCAGCGCUUCCGCGAACACUAAGUGGUUCACCACGAUCAGCAAGUAUUGCAGGUUUAUCAGCUGCAUGGCGUUCUCCUGGCUAUAAUACAAUAAGUGAAGAACCAAUGGAUGAUCGAUAUCCAUUAAUCGAACCGAUGAGACCUAUCGAUGAAACACCUCCUCCCUAUGAAGCAGCGUUAAAGAUGUGUGCACCAUUUUAUAGAAGAUUACGACGAUCAGCGAAUUCUCUAACAUCUCGAUUAAAUUCACUAUCGCAAUCAACUAGCAAAGAACUUUCUUAUAAGCGACAGAUUCAUCGCGAUGAUCAAGGAUCAAGCAGGGAUGACAGCUAUUGA
Messenger RNA from Cercopithifilaria johnstoni, 1512 nucleotides. NCBI's taxonomy places the organism in Eukaryota, Metazoa, Nematoda, Chromadorea, Rhabditida, Onchocercidae. The record is from the annotation of a GenBank genome assembly.